Vicia villosa (hairy vetch) is the source of this 870-nucleotide messenger RNA. RefSeq lists its product as uncharacterized. The record is from RefSeq and is a predicted model, not a curated record. Lineage: Eukaryota; Viridiplantae; Streptophyta; Magnoliopsida; Fabales; Fabaceae. The coding region runs from base 1 to 870 and encodes 289 amino acids. The transcript has 8 exons.
AUGGCCCGGCCUUUUGAGUCAGCCAAAGACAUCACCGGCAAAAAAGAGUUGUGGAAGAUAGAUGUGAGGGUUGAAUGUUUAACAUUGCAGGGUACCAAUAUUCAAGAUAUAAUACCAGCAUUCUAUAAGGGGGACUUUGAGAGUGCUUUAGCUCCCAAUAAUACUUACACCAUUUCCAACUUCCAAGUACAAAAUAAUGAUAUGCUUUUCAAGGCGUCCGACCAUGGCUAUCUCCUUAAGUUUAUCGGUGGAACAAAAGUUUUUUAUGCUAACAAAAAUACCAUUGGUGAUGGAUCCAUAAACUUCAAACCUUUUGCUGAUAUAAUUUCUAGAAAGUGGAAGAUUGAUCGAUUAAUAGGAUAUACGCAGAGCCAAUGUGGUUCCAAGAAACAACAAGUGAAUGUUAUUUUGAAGGAUUUAUGUAACGACCCAAUCAACUGCACUCUCUGGGAAAGCUAUGCAGUUAAGUUUCUACAAUUUUAUGAAGGUAGGAAAGAUAUGGAUCUGGUUAUAAUUGUACUGAUACUUUAUGUACUACAUUUGGAAAAACAUGAGUUCUUAAGUCUUCGCAACAUGGUAAAAUGGCAACCUAAGUGGAAAACUAUGUCAGUUGUAUCUAUUAUUCCAAAUGACAUGACUGUCAAGAAAUUUUUAUCAAAAUUGGAAGAAGCUAAGCCAAGUUCUACUGAUGUUAAUGAUACUAACUCACAUCAGCUUAAUGAUCCAAACCCAUCUAAUGUUAACGAUCCAAACUUGUUUCAUGUUAAUGACCCCAGUUCUUUUCAGUUUACUGCUUUCUUCUUCAAGUAUUCAGCUCCUUAUAUAGAGAAACAUAAGAGAGACAUUGGAGAAGACUUCUUGCACAAGUGA